This is a messenger RNA of Theobroma cacao (cacao), 1591 nucleotides long. RefSeq names its product two pore potassium channel c-like. Gene Ontology annotation, molecular function: outward rectifier potassium channel activity; potassium ion leak channel activity. Gene Ontology annotation, cellular component: plasma membrane; plant-type vacuole membrane. The record is from RefSeq and is a predicted model, not a curated record. Gene Ontology annotation, biological process: stabilization of membrane potential; potassium ion transmembrane transport. Lineage: Eukaryota; Viridiplantae; Streptophyta; Magnoliopsida; Malvales; Malvaceae.
AAGAAAACCAAACUUGUGUUGAGUUUAAAAUGGGUUUGACUAGUAGAUUUCACGUUCGGGAGCUUCCAAUACUUGUGUCAGGGACAAGCCAACUGUGACCAAUACACGAGUCGCAGCCCUCUUUUGAUGUCAUGUAAGAAAUUCAAUCAGUAUGACGGAUCAACCUUUUCUCCCUAAGACAGGACAAGAGGAAGAGUGUAGCAGGCGGCCAUCAAUAAGGAUUCCACCCGGGUACCUUGAUCUCGGCCCUGCACGACGCCAGUCCACCGCACAUCUCAUCACUAAUGAUGCCAUUAUCCCCAUCAUAACUACACCGAAUUCUUCCUCCUAUGUUAACCUCAUUGCCAACUUGAACAAGAAGAGAAAAAUCACUCGUCGCUCGUAUUCUGCACCAUCUGUUUUCACUGAUGUUAGGGAAGCUUUUCAAGAUUCCAGUGAGCAGAGGCCGUCGUCAAAAUCAGCACCUUUCAUUGUCCGCCAAGCCUUCGUUUGGCUGGUUUUAUACAUAUUAACUGGUAUUUUGAUGUACAUGGCUAGUGCAAGUUUCAAGGGCACCGAGACUUUCAAGCCUGUAGAUGCCUUGUACUUCAUUGUGGUUACUCUCUGCACGAUUGGCUAUGGGGAUAUUGUCCCGGACACAACCUUUACCAAGCUUUUCACCUGCUUCUUUAUAUUGAUUGGUUUCGGAUUCAUUGAUAUUUUGCUAAACGGAUUGGUUACUUACAUUUGUGAUAGACAAGAGGCAGUUCUGCUGAGCACAGUCGAUGAGAAUCGAUUCAACACAAUGGUUCAGACAUACAUGAUAGAUAAAGCAAAAGGAAGAAUGAGAAUAAGAAUGAAAGUAGGCCUGGCUCUUGCAGUCGUCGUCAUCUGCAUCGCUAUAGGGACCAUAGCAGUGCAUUUUCUGGAAAACUUGGACUGGGUUAAUAGUUUUUAUCUCUCUGUUACAUCUGUGACCACCGUAGGUUAUGGUGAUUACGCUUUCAGAACAGUAACAGGGAGGUGUUUUGCAAUCCUCUGGCUACUAGUAAGCACACUCGCUGUUGCCAGGGCAUUCUUAUACCUAACAGAGCUUAGGAUUGACAGGAGGAAUCGCAAAAUUGCAAAGUGGGUUCUUCAGAAGAAGAUGACACUGGAGGAUUUGGUUGCAGCAGACCUUGACAAUGAUGGAUCCAUCAGUAAAUCUGAAUUUGUAAUCUACAAGCUCAAGGAGAUGGGAAAGAUAGCAGAGAAAGACAUCCUGCAGAUCUGCAACCAAUUUGAUGCACUAGACAAUAGCAAUUGUGGCAAAAUUACAGUUGCUGAUCUCAUGGAUAGUGAUUGACUGUAAUGUCAUUUCCAUAUUUUAAAAGGGAAAAAGGCAGGAAUCAUUUCUUGAUUGGAUCUUGACAUGGAGAUGGCCUAAUUGCCAAUCUCUUCAUACUGUACAGAAGCAGAACCACAAAUAGUACAUGAUCAUUUUUUCAACUUGUAUAGAAGCAAGAAGUUAGUGCUACAUCCUUCCUGUAGGUGGAAUAUUAGCUGAAAAUUUAGUAAUUUGAGCAAUUCUUUGCAAGUGGUAACAAAGGGAUCUUCAGUAGUUUUACUUCUA